Messenger RNA from Cricetulus griseus (Chinese hamster), 3253 nucleotides. Lineage: Eukaryota; Metazoa; Chordata; Mammalia; Rodentia; Cricetidae. The record is from RefSeq and is a predicted model, not a curated record.
UCAUUUCUAGGAGGAGCGCCUUUGCCCUCUGUAUAAUCUCUGCCGGUGACAGCAGCCGGAAACAACGUCAUCACGCCCCUCAGGGUCACACACAGCCAUAGAGCGGUUCCCAGGCAGAAACCGAGAGGCCCUCCGGGAAAUGUCCUUCGGGGAACGGAGCGAGAACGUGCUUCCCGCCGUCCACCUUACGCUCCCUAACAGGAAGUGCGUCACCACAUUUCCCAGGGUCGCGCCGACCAUUGGCCUUGCUUGGCGGAAACUGCCGUCCUUCCGCCGGUACUUCCCACCGCUUUGGCUACAGUUCCCAGAGGCCCUGCCUGUGCCUUUCGGGAAAUGUAGUCUUUUCUCCCCUCUGCGCUAACAUCGGUGUCUUCCGGCGGGUGCUCGCGAGGCGCCUCGGUCAACCGCACCACGCGCACCAACUCGACGCCGCUGCGCGCCGCCUGCUUCGACGGCCACCUGGAUGUGGUGCGCUACCUGGUGGGCGAGCACAAGGCCGACCUGGAGGUAGCCAAUCGCCACGGCCACACGUGCCUCAUGAUCUCGUGCUACAAGGGCCACCGUGAGAUCGCGCGCUACCUGCUGGAGCGCGGGGCGCAGGUGAACCGGCGCAGCGCCAAGGGCAACACGGCGCUGCACGACUGCGCCGAGUCCGGCAGCCUGGAGAUCCUGCAGCUGCUGCUGGGCUGUCACGCGCGCAUGGAGCGCGACGGCUACGGCAUGACCCCGCUGCUGGCCGCCAGUGUCACCGGGCACACCAACAUUGUGGAGUACCUCAUCCAGGAGCAGCCCGGCCACGGGCAGCUCCCAGGGGCAGAGCUGUCCGGGGAAGGCUCCCCUCAGGGGUCAGGCGGUGUCUGUUCCACCCCGGAGGAAGCAGAACCUUAUGAGAGUUGCUGCCCCACCAGCAGGGAGGCGGCCGUGGAGGCUUUGGAGCUGCUGGGAGCCACCUACGUGGAUAAGAAAAGGGAUCUGCUUGGCGCCCUGAAGCACUGGAGAAGGGCAAUGGAACUCCGACACCAGGGUGGGGACUACCUCCCCAAGCCCCAGCCCCAACAGCUGGUUCUGGCCUACGACUAUUCCAGGGAGGUGACCACGCCCCAAGAGCUGGAGGCCCUCAUCACAGAUCCCGAUGAGAUGCGGAUGCAGGCCCUACUGAUACGGGAGAGGAUCCUGGGUCCCUCGCACCCUGACACAUCCUACUACAUAAGGUACCGGGGUGCUGUCUAUGCGGACUCUGGAAAUUUCGAGCGCUGUAUCCGUCUGUGGAAGUAUGCCUUGGACAUGCAACAGAGCAACCUGGAGCCCCUGAGCCCCAUGACUGCCAGCAGCUUCCUGUCAUUUGCAGAGCUCUUCUCCUACGUGCUGCAGGACUGCUCAGCUAAGGGCAACCUGGGCAUGCAGCUCGGUUUCCCUGACCUCAUGGGUGUGCUCAGCAAAGGGGUACGGGAAGUGGAGCGGGCUCUGCAGCUGCCCAAGGAGCCAGGCGACUCUGCGCAGUUCACCAAAGCCAUUGCCAUCAUCCUCCACCUGCUGUACCUGCUGGAGAAGGUGGAGUGCACCCCUAGCCAGGAACAUCUCAAACACCAGACAGUCUACCGCCUGCUCAAGUGUGCCCCACGCGGCAAGAACGGCUUCACCCCAUUGCACAUGGCGGUGGACAAGGAGACCACCAAUGUGGGCCGCUACCGAGUGGGCGUCUUCCCCUCGCUGCACGUGGUCAAGGUGCUGCUGGACUGCGGGGCCGACCCCGACAGCCGGGACUUCGACAACAACACUCCGCUGCACAUCGCUGCCCAAAACAACUGCCCGGCCAUCAUGGAUGCGCUAAUCGAAGCAGGGGCCCACAUGGAUGCCACCAAUGCCUUCAAGAAGACAGCCUAUGAGCUGCUGGACACAAAGCUACUGGCCAAGAGCACCGUGCAGCCCUUCAACUAUGUGACGCUGCAGUGCCUGGCCGCCCGCGCCCUGGACAGGAACAAGGUCCCUUAUAAGGGAUUCAUCCCAGAGGAGCUGGAGGCCUUCAUCCAGCUGCACUGAGCCCGGCCCAGACACCUGCGUGCACUUUAGCCUACUCCAAGCGAAAGCACCCUGUCCUCUUGGGCUGCAGGCAGUGAGGGUCAUUGGAGUGGGCCCCGCUGUUGGUUCUAGAAGCCUUCAGGGUCACGUGGUAGGAAGAUGGCCUUUCUCUGUGACAAAGCAAAAGAGUGCCAGGACCUCCCCAGUGGCGUCUGUCUGGGUCUGGAGUCCUGUGCCCACGACACAGGUGGAGGCAGAAGUCAUUGGCUCCUUGCUGCAGUGGGCCACCUGCCACCUAGUUGUUUGCAGUUCUUUUGUUGUUUACUAAUCAAGUGGGCAACAGCUUGGAGCCCACGUUCUGAUGUUUUUGCUGUCUUUUUUUCCCUUGGUUUCUGUUUGUUGGACUCUAUUGACUUAGUUUGAAGUUGCCAGGACUUUGUGGUGGUCACAGCCGAGAGUAGCAUGAGCUGUGUGUGAGUACAGAUCUGUGACGGAUGUCCUGGGAAGCCUCCUCACUCCUGUGCUGGUUAGAGAAAGAACUGUCCCCAAGAAGGGUCAGAGUGAGUGACAGCAACAGCCAGGCAGACAGCAUUGCCUCCAGCCCCACCCUGUUUGGACUGACAUGGCUCCCAACUUCAGGCUGCAGCUGUGAGGACUGGCAGGCUGGUGGUCCAGCCACCAGGUUCAUAAAUGGUGCCACACUUACCCUGUCUCUCCUUCUCGAGGACUGGACCCCAGGUCUUCAUGAGGAGUCCAUAGUAUCCCCAGUAACCGCCAGGAGUGGGCUUCUGAUUAAGAUAGGUGACAGUGGGGAGCUGCCAGCCAGGCUGCCAUGUGGGGUCCUGAGUGCAGCCCCAGCACAAACAACUACCUGAACAUCACCAACCUGUGACCCCGCCAGCUCUUGUCCCUGUCACGGUGAAUGGGAUUAAACCUGGGUCACACCAAGUCAACAGGUGCAUAUCCCCUGUCUGUGGGAACCAGCUGCAAAAGGAGAAAGUCUAGUGUACUGAGGCCCGUCCUUCACUUGGCCUUUGAAGCCACAUAAGCCGUCCUGUGAGGACAUCAGUGUGUGAUUGCAGUGUUAGGUUGUUCUCUGUACAAAACAAGCCUUAGGCCUUACUAGGCAGAGCCUCACUGCCCCACCCUGCUGAACGAAGCUCAGGGCAAACUGGGACCCCUGUGAGAGUCUUGGCAUUGAUAUCUAUGGAUUAAAUGCAGGUUUGUGAAGAAA